CAUAGAGAACGCUCUCUGAUCGAUGCUCUAAUUGCAACACAUCUUCAGUUUGAUGCACAUUACAUUAACAUUAAUUAUUUGCUGAUUUCUAAUGGCUUUUGGGCAUUUGGUGUCAAUUCCCAGAUCAACUUCUUCCAUUGCCACUACUGCUGCAAGCUGCUGGAAGAAUAAAAAAUUCGCCGACAAUUACUAUGCAAAUUCUUAUGGAAGAAGAGCUUUAUGGCAGAGUGAUAGGAAUCUCACAAAAGAUCACAGCAUCAAGACAUCUUUGCAGCACAACAUUUCAAAGCUUCAUUACAAUCCCAUUGAAAGAGGAUCUAGAAGCAAUAAAAUUGAGAAAACAUACUUAACAAAUGCAUCAUCUUCUGCACAAUCACAUGAAUCUGAACCACAAGUUCAUGAAUCACCAAAAGCUUUAGAGUCUAUUAAAAAGGGACUCGUUAUGUUUCUCCAGUUUUGCAGACUUUAUGCAUUUCUUGGCAUGAUACCAGCAGGACUUUCUUCAUCACUUCUUGCCGUAGAUAAUUUUUCAGAAAUAUCUCCAUUAUUAUUUUUAAAAGGAGUCUUGCAGUAUAUAGUAACUUUCUUCUUCACGUCUCAAUUUGUUAUGGGAGUGAAUCAAUUAUCCGAUGUGGAAAUAGACAAGAUUAAUAAGCCAGAUCUUCCUUUGGCAUCCGGAGAAUAUUCCUUCACUUCCGGAGUUAUACUUGUGACAUCGUUUUUACUUGCGGGUUUUGGAGUUGCAUGGAUGUUAGGAUCACAACCAUUAAUUUGGAGUGUUGUUGUUACUGCUGCGCUAAUGGGAGCAUAUUCAGUUAAUUUCCCUUUAUUAAGAUGGAAGAGAUCUAUAAUCCUCACAUCACUAUCUAAUGCAAUUGCUAUGUUGGCAUCAUUUCAUAUAGGACCUUUUCUUCACAUGAAGACCUUUGUGCUAAAAAAGGCAGCUACCUUUCCAAGAUCUAUGAUUCUUGGUUGUGUGGUCAUAGGUUUGUUCUACACAAUAAUAACAUUAACAAAGGAUUUAGGGGAUGUUGAAGGAGACAAAGCAGCAGGUUUGAAAACUUUGCCAAUACGCUUGGGUGUUAAGCCGGUAUUUUGGUUAUGUGUAUCACUUAUUCAAAUGGCUUAUGGAAUUGCUAUUACAAUGGGAGCAUUAUCUCCUGUUCUAUGGAGCAAAAUUGUUACGGUUGUGGCACAUGCCUUCAUGGUUUUCUACGUGUGGAACCAUGCUCUUAAUUCAGUAGACUUAUCAAGCAAAGAUUCGUUACAUUCCUUUCAUUUGUUUAUGUUUAAGCUUGUAACUGUGGAAGGCAUCCUUAUACAAUUUGUUCGUUGAAGAAGUAGGGAGAUUGUUGAUUUAAUAAAUGGUGCAAUAUUUUCUGUACAUUUCAACUAGGUUGAUGAAUAAUAUUCAUGCAAGAUUAUUUAUGUCUUUAUAUUUUUGUAUCAAGUAAAUUAUUUUGUGAUAAGAUAGAUAAUAUUAUUUUUUAACUUUAGUCAAAUUCUAAUAAAUUCAAAUACUUCAAGUA
This is a messenger RNA of Arachis stenosperma, 1529 nucleotides long. RefSeq names its product naringenin 8-dimethylallyltransferase 2, chloroplastic-like. Bases 92 to 1336 code for a protein of 414 amino acids. Gene Ontology annotation, cellular component: membrane. Gene Ontology annotation, molecular function: transferase activity, transferring alkyl or aryl (other than methyl) groups. The transcript is spliced from 13 exons. NCBI's taxonomy places the organism in Eukaryota, Viridiplantae, Streptophyta, Magnoliopsida, Fabales, Fabaceae. The record is from RefSeq and is a predicted model, not a curated record.